AUGGACUGGGACGCCAAGAUGCUUCCUGCCUGGGACCUCGGUACGGUGGUCGGGCCCAGCAGCAGCGGGGGCGGGGGCGGCGCGCUGGACCUGAAGCUGGGCGCGCCGACGAGCUCGAGGGCCGCCGCCGCCGUUGCCGCCGUCACGCCCACGCUGCCGUCAGCGAACCCUCCGCCUCCGGCAGCGGUACCGGCUCCGGCGCCGUCGUCGUCCGCGCCGGCGAAGCGUCCGCGCCCGGGGCACGCGCAGCAGGCGGUGCCGGCGUGCUCCGUUCAGGGCUGCGACGCGGACCUGUCCCGGUGCCGCGACUACCACCGCCGCCACAAGGUCUGCGAGGCGCACUCCAAGACGCCCGUCGUCACCGUCGCCGGCCAGCAGCAGCGCUUCUGCCAGCAGUGCAGCAGGUUUCAUUUGCUCGGGGAGUUCGAUGAGGCGAAGAGGAGCUGCAGGAAGCGCCUUGAUGGACACAACCGGCGCCGCCGUAAGCCGCAGCCGGACCCUCUCAACCCUGCCGGCUUGUUUGGCAAUCACCAUGGAGUCACAAGGUUCACAUCGUACCCACAGCUAUUCACCACAUCCAUGGAAGAGCCCAAAUGGUCGGUGGUCAAGACGGAGACUGACGUGUUCCAAGACCAGUACUACCCGGCCGUCCACCUCAACGGUGCCGGCACCGGCUCCCUCUUCCAUGGCAAGGACCGGAAGCACUUCCCAUUCCUGACCAACCACAACAAUGGCGGCGGUGACUUGGCUGCCACGGCCUUGGGCUGCCAGCCCUUCACCAUCACCACGACGGCUUCCUCAGAGAGCAGCAGCAAGCAGAGCAACGGCAAUUGUGUUCUCUCUCUUCUGUCAGACAACCCAACACCAGCACAGACGGCCAUGAUCCCUACCGCGCAGCCCCUCGGCGCAGUGAUGCAGUACGGCAGGCUCCCUGGCAGCGGCGGUGGCGACGUCUCCCUCACCGGGAUGUCGUACAUGAGGGUGGGAGACAGCAGGCAGGCAUCCAUUCUGACAACGUCGUCACCUAGUCACACUGCAGCUGCUUCUCCUGGUCCGGUCACUGCAGCUGCAACGCAGCAGCUGCAGUACCACCAUGACUACUACCAUGUGAGCGGUGGCGAGCAGGGCAACAACCCAGAUGGCGCGUCCAUUCAGGCCCUUCCCUUCUCAUCGUGGUAG
Miscanthus lutarioriparius is the source of this 1179-nucleotide messenger RNA. NCBI's taxonomy places the organism in Eukaryota, Viridiplantae, Streptophyta, Magnoliopsida, Poales, Poaceae. The record is from the annotation of a GenBank genome assembly.